AUGAGCAUGAAGAUAGAAGAAGACAGUGUGCUGAAUCAAAAGCAAGGGAUAGUCACUAUUUUGAACUGUAACACUGACACUAAUUUCACACCACCUUCUCUUAGAAGAACUCUCUCAGCAGACAUGUCUUCCAAGAAAUGGCUUUCUCAUAAUGGUUCUUCCAACACCAUCAAGAAGAUUUCAUCAUCUGAGAAUCUGUUUGGACAAAAUGAUGGUGAGUUCAAAGAAGCUAAGUUGGGUGAUGAUGAAGAUGAAGCUGAGAGAGAGAGGCUUCAGAUUUGGAGUUCAAUCCAGAGAAACAAGAAGGAAGAGCAAGAGAAAGGUGGUUCGUUUGAUACUUGGAGUUCACUCAUGUCUUUGAAGACUAAUGAUGAAAUCUCUAAGUCACUUCCACCUUACAUUCAUCCUCUCGCUAAGAGGACGAAAAGCUCUUUGUCUAGGAAGAGCCUUGAGAUUUGCACUGAGAGUCUCGGAUCCGAGACUGGUUCUGAUGGUUUAGUGUUCUCUUACCCUCCAUCUGAGAGUCUCGGAUCUGAGACUGAGUCUGAUGAAAAGUUGUCAUCUUAUCCUCUGUCAGAGUUGACAGAGGAUAUACUAGAACAACAACCUCAGACCCAGAAAGAACAAGAACAUGAAGUUAAAGAAAAAAUCAAAGAGGAAGCGUUGGAAGUGGAAAGGUUCAAUUAUGGUGGUGUUACUUGUACUAAUAAAAAGUCACCACCACGAUCCUUCCCUCCACCGCUUCCUUCACUCUCUCGCCAAGACGGUCCUUCUCUUCAGAUGAGGCCACACCGCGACAACGGAAGGCUGGUUUUAGAAGCUGUAUCUCUUCCUUCAUUGAACAACUUCUGUGUUCAACGCCAAGAUGGUAGACUCGUCCUCACUUUUGCAAAUCAAGAUGAAGAAAAUGGCGAGAAUGAUGAGGUAGGUGAGUUGGAGGAAGAGUUUGAAGGAUUCGAAGAAGAUGAAGUUGAAGAUGAGGAAUAUGAGAGUGUGAUAGGAAAAGGAUCAAUAAUGUCUUUUGAGAAAACUACUAUAAAAAGUAGUGUUCAUUGGAUUGGAUCAAACCAUCACACCAAGGUGAAUAAGACAAUUGGGCUAUUGAAUAGGAAUCCAAAGUGGUCAAAGAAGUUCAACAAUGAAGUGGAUAACAAAGAUGUUCAAGUAGUGGAAGCUAGUCAAAUGGUAAAAUCACUUCCACCAAGGCCAAGAGUUGCAAGAUUGAUUCCAUCACCACCCAAUGCAGCAACUGCUUCAUUCAAUUUUAAUUCUUAUCAACAUUACUGGAGGACCACAAAUCCAACAUCAACCAAAGGUGGUAAUUAUCCACUUGACCGUUACCAAGAGAAAAACAACACCAACGACAACAACAACAACGACAACAAAUGUAACAAAAUUGUCGUGUCUGCAAAAGGUGAGAUGAAGAACAUGAACAUGAACCGUGUUUCAAAUGAGAAGCAACAGCUUUUGGUUCUUAAAGGAAAGAAUGGUGAUUAUUUGGUUCAUAAUUUGAAGAAUUGCAAGGAUUCAAGAAGGUCUUUUCUCUUUUGGGAACCUUAUUGCAUUGCUACCUCAUGA
Vicia faba (fava bean) is the source of this 1578-nucleotide messenger RNA. The record is from the annotation of a GenBank genome assembly. Lineage: Eukaryota; Viridiplantae; Streptophyta; Magnoliopsida; Fabales; Fabaceae.